This is a messenger RNA of Pseudo-nitzschia multistriata, 2690 nucleotides long. NCBI's taxonomy places the organism in Eukaryota, Bacillariophyta, Bacillariophyceae, Bacillariales, Bacillariaceae. The record is from the annotation of a GenBank genome assembly.
AAGUCUCGUUUGUUCUGCCCUUCGUUCUUCUCUCAUUUCUUGUGGAAGAUUCUUAUUUUUUAUUCCAUUUUGUACCUACGGUAUGUUGUCACCGCUUUCGCGAAACAGAGAAUCGAAACUUUUUUCUGCGUUCGAUGCUAGUGCUGCAUUGCUUCCCAUCGGGCUGCGCAUCACAUAGCAUUGCACCACUCGAGAAGACAACGCAACGAAACACAACACAACAGCAGAAGCACGGCAAACCCACGCCCMGACCUUGCGCGCAACAAAACGAGAUGAGAACGCGGCUCCCCCGCUCGUUUUCUUCGUCGGCGGUUCGUUCCGAAACGGCCCUGGCGCGCAUCCGAAUCGUCUCCGUCAACGACGUCUACGAACUUGCGAACCUCCCCCGGCUCCGGACCUUUCUGGACGGGCUGGCGGUCGCCCCUCCCGAUGCCACCGGGCGAAGGGCGGGGGAGGCAUUGCGGUGUCGGAAGAAGGAGCCGCAGCCGCCCUCCGCGGUGGUCCUGGCCGGGGACUUUUUGUCCCCGUCCACCCUGUCCUCGAUCGACGGGGGACGGGGGAUGGUGGCCACCCUCCGGGCGGUCGGGACGACGCACGUCUCGCUCGGGAACCACGAGCAAGACCUACGGCUGGAGUCGCUGCGGGAGCGCCUCGGGGACCUCUCGGAAGGACCGGCCACCGGGACAGGCGCGGAACGAGGCACGGACAAAAACACGAACACGAACACAACCACCGAUGCGUGUACAGAAAGUGCAACGACGGAGCCAGGAAAGACACAGCUGCCGAGGCGAAAACGCCCGCGAUCGAACCACGCGGAUCCUCCUUGUGGGAGCCACCCGGCCUGCGGGCCCGUCGUCGUUCUGAACACCAACAUGCGGCGCGACCUUCCCAAAAAGGCCGAGUGGAUGCAGUCCGUCACCAGGCCGCAUUCCCUGGUUUCCAGCCCGUGCGGGAGGGCCACGAUCGCGCUGCUGGGGCUGCUGAGCGACGAGCCGGGGCUCUUCCGGGACAACACCUUCAAGUCGGUCCCGAUCCAGAACGUGCUGGAUGCCUAUACGGAAGCCUACCAGAGCUUGGUGGAAGGCGACGAAGGGGGAGCCACCGGGACCCGAGAUCCGCCCGUGGACCUGCUCGUUCCCGUGACCCACGCGUCCCUGGUGCGGGACGGGGAACUGGCAGAGCACAUGCUGGCGCUGCACGGGGGGCCCGGUCUCAUCCUCGGGGGGCACGAGCACGAUCCCUACCACGAGAUGGUUGCCGGGGCCGGCCAAUCCUGCAGUAGCAACAGCAGCAACAGCAACAGCAACAGCAAUGGUAACCACGAAGAAACCACCUCCGAAGACGCCGCCAUUCACAUUCUCAAGAGCGGGAUGGACGCUCGCAAUGCGUGCCUGGUGGAUUUGGUCUUUGAGAUACCAGACACGGAACGAGCACCGGAGCAAGCCAUCGAUACGGGCACCACCAAGAACGUGCCUCCUCGUCUCGUGGAGAUCACGUCGGAACUCAUAGAUUUGUCGGAAUACGAGCCGUCGCCUCGCAUACAAAAGAUUGUCGACAAGCACAUGUCGGUCGUUCAGGCACUGGAGGACGAAAUCAUCAUCGACGCGGGGGACGAGUAUUCGUCUCUUUCGCUGCCACCCGGUGUGCUUCUUUCCUCGGAGGGAACGCGCUUUCGGCAAACCACCAUCGGGGGCUUCUUCUGCCAGAUGAUCAAGGAAGAACUGGAAGAAUGCGAUGUUGCCAUGCUGAACGGUGCCGUCAUCAAGGGAGGCGUGCUAUACCGAAACGCCAAGAUGAGCUACGCGCAGCUCAAAAAGGAACUGCCCUUUCCCACAAAAAUCGUGGAGGUAGAAAUGACACCGGGUGAGGUGAGAGACGCCAUACACUAUUCCCGGACAGCCGUGGAGGCGGGAACCGAAGCCGGUGGCGCCGAGCCCCCGAGGCGUGGGUAUUUGCAGGUAGACCGCGAUUUCGACGACCGGAUGAAGGAUCCCGACGGCGGUGAGGACAGCGGCGGCGGAGCGUCCUUCCUCCGGGUCGCCCUUCCCCGAAACCUGCUCAACGGGUUCUGCAAGAUCGAGCCCCUGAUGGCCGUCGGGAAGCGCCUCAAGGGGGAGGGCAGAUUCCCGGGGGACGACGAUUUCGUCCCCGCCAUUGACCUCGUCGUCCGGCACGCCUCGAAGAACCGGUGGCUCCACCUGCUGUCGGACGAGACCGACUUCGAACGCUUCGACCUCAACGACGACGGGGUGCUCGACAAGCACGAGGUCCGGGCCAUGAUGAGGGACGCACUGGGCUACGAGCCGGCCGACUUCGUGGUGGAAGACAUGGUCGCCGCGAUCGAUCUGGACGAGAACGGUACCAUCGAUCCGGACGAGUUCCAACGCCUGGUUGUGGCACAGCAGCAAGCUGCUGCUGCGGCGGCGGCAACACCAGUGACAGAGCAAGGCAACCACCACGGCAGUGAGCACCCAGAGAAGCAAUGAUUUUGGUGCGCACGACAGGAACAUGACGUGCUACCGUAACCAACGAGAGUCGCACUUAGCUCGACUCGGAGGUUCUUGUUUCGUGAUUCUGAAUAGUCUAUGGAUUGGGCGUUCUCCCGUUUCACUGCAGGCCCAAGCAGGUGAGCCACGUAUGCUGAGGUAUUGGUAAAGACUCGACAGGAAGAAUUAAGUCAAACUACUACA